Messenger RNA from Ziziphus jujuba (common jujube), 1191 nucleotides. RefSeq names its product TMV resistance protein N-like. The transcript is spliced from 6 exons. NCBI's taxonomy places the organism in Eukaryota, Viridiplantae, Streptophyta, Magnoliopsida, Rosales, Rhamnaceae. The record is from RefSeq and is a predicted model, not a curated record. Gene Ontology annotation, biological process: signal transduction; defense response. Bases 1 to 1191 code for a protein of 396 amino acids.
AUGGCUUUUUCUUCUCUUUCUUCACCAAUCUUUCCUGAACAAAGGUAUGAGUUUGAAGACACAUAUGAUGUGUUUAUGAGUUUCAGAGGUGAUGACACCCUCAAUACAUUUGCUAGCUAUCUCUAUGGAGCUUUAUCUGCAAACCAGAUCUUGACUUCCAUAGAUCAUGAACUUGAUAGAGGCGAAGAAAUGUCCCCCAUACUUAGGAAAGCUAUCAAGGAAUCCAAGAUUUCGGUGAUCAUUUUCUCAGAAAACUAUGCUUCGUCCAUAAGAUGUCUGGAUGAGCUAUUGCAAAUACUUGAAUGUAGAAGAACAAAAGGACAGAUUGUUAUGCCAAUCUUUUACCAUAUAGAUCCAUCGAUGGUACAGAAUCAGAAGGCGAAUUAUGGAGUUGCAUUUGUUGAACUUGAACACCACUUUAAGGAUAUAAUGGAGAAGGUCCAAAAAUGGAAGGAUGCUUUAACAGAAGCAUCCAAUCUGCAUGGCUUCGAUUCAAAGGCUUUCAGGUUGCUAUAUGCAAGACAUGGAUCAAAUUAUUUGAGAAAGAAGCUUCAUUCAGAAUUAUUAAAUACUGAUCAAGCUAUUCUAAAGAUGGAUACCUCGUUUAUAGCAUCACCAUAUAUUUUUGACAAACUUCGCUAUAAAAAGGUGAAAAUGGGUCUAAGUGUUUUCAUUGAAAAGUCGUUAAUUGAAGAUGGUAAAUAUUGGAUAGACAAUAAGCUAUGGAUGCAUGAUUUGUUGAGACAAAUGGGUCAAAAAAUUGCUUGUGAUAGACAUACAGAACCUGGUGAUUACAGCAGACUGUGGGAUGCUAAGGAUGUUUGCCAUGUGUUGGAAAGAAAUACUGGAACUAUAGCAGUUAAAUUCAUAUCAUUUAACAUGUCUGGCAUGAUGAGAGAUAUAAAAGCGUGUCGCCUUGAUUCUUAUCUUUCUAAGAAACAAAAUUAUUUUCAUUGGGAUUUAUACCCUUUGAAAUCACUGCCAUCAAAUUUUACGCCUAAAAAUCUUGUUGAACUGAGACUACGUGGCAACCAUGUUGAAAAACUUUGGAAUCAUGAAGUUCAGCCAUUUUUCUGCAUCACCACAUUCUUUUCCGAUGUUGAGAAGGAUGGAUCUCAGUUAUUCCAAGUUCCUUAUAGAAUUACCAGAUUUGUCUCAACUGGCUCCCUGCCUGGAAAGUUUAAAUCUUGA